Messenger RNA from Solanum stenotomum, 1746 nucleotides. RefSeq lists its product as uncharacterized. The transcript is spliced from 2 exons. The coding region runs from base 1 to 1746 and encodes 581 amino acids. Lineage: Eukaryota; Viridiplantae; Streptophyta; Magnoliopsida; Solanales; Solanaceae. The record is from RefSeq and is a predicted model, not a curated record.
AUGGUAGUAACUAAAUUUGUUGUUGCUGGUAGAGAUUACAUGAGAGUAUGGGAGGAGACUCCUAAAAGCUGGAAUUGGAAAUCUUUUAGUAAGACGACAGUGCCCAUUGCGUUGUGUCGCAAUGGUUCAUAUGACGAUAUGAUUGCAAGUGUAAUUGAGACCGGUGAGUUAACUUGCGAGCCAAAUGACUUGGUGAUUAGUUAUCAAAUGAAUGGGAGGGGGGAAAUACAUCUCACAUUCAUAAAAAAUGAUCGGCACGUUAGCUUGUACAUGUUAAAUAUUGGUAUUGAUGGCUCUAGGUCUACAUUGAGGAUAAACAUCAAUGUGAGGCCUCCAAUUGAACCAACAAAUUCAUUUAACGACGACAAUGAUUCUAUUGGAAAUGAAAAAUUGGGUGAUCAUUCAAAUAAGAGCUUUGGUGAUCAUUCAAAUAAGAGUUGGGGAGAACAGGAAUUGAGAUCACAAUCCAACCAUUCCUUCUCCGAUGGAACUAAUUUAUGCCUAAAUCAAACUUUCAGUAACAAUAAUGAGUUGCAAUUGUUAUUAGCCGAAGCAGCGGCAAAGAAAUCUUUUGAUCUUUCUACUUUGAGGAGUUGUACUAAAUAUUUAAAUGUGAAAUGUGUAUCUCACAACUGUGCAUGGAUGUUGCGGGUGAGGAAAUAUAAGUGUUCGGAUAGAUUUCGUAUCUACAAGUACAUUGGCGAGCAUAGUUGUGGCGUUGAACAUGCCAACAGUAGCCAUAGAAAAAUCUCAAUCAAAGUCAUUCCUUCACUUUGUGUAAAUAUGUAUCGCGAUGGCAAGGGUCCAAAUGUUAAAGAUAUUCAAAGGGCUAUGUUUAAUUCUUUUCGUUGUAGUCCAAGCUAUUGGAAAUGUUGGAAGGGAGGUGAGGUUGCCAAGGAAAUGGUCCGAGGGACAGCGGAGAACGGAUAUUCAUGUUUAUCGACUUUUUCCUACAUGUUCGAGACACUUAAUGUUGGUUCUAGCUAUUUUAUCAUGGUAAACAAGGAUAGUCAUAGGUUCACGUAUUAUUUAUUGACCUUUGGUGCUUGCAUUAAGGGAUUUGCCCACAUGAGAAAGGUAAUUGCAGUCGAUGGCACUCAUUUACAUGGUAAAUACGAGGGCGCUUUGUUGAGCGUUGUUGCACAAGAUACGGAAAACCAUGUUUAUCCAAUUGUUUUUUGUGUUGUGGACAAAGAGAAUGAUGCAUCUUGGACAUUCUUCUUUGAGAAAUUGAAGGAGAUUGUGGUCGAUGAACCAGAUUUGUGCUUUAUCUUCGAUAGACACAAGAGCAUCGCCAAUGGUAUUGUGAAUGUUUACAAUCAUGCUCACUACGGAUAUUGUAUGAGGCACCUUGGUGAAAAUCUCCACGUAAAUCAUAAUUAUGGAGAUUAUCUUUAUCUUUACUACAAUGCGGCAAAGGCUUAUUCUUUGGAGGAGUUUGACAAUAAUUUUGUAGAAUUCAAGAAAAAAUUCUCCGUGGUAGCUAUCAUCCUUGAGUAUGAUAUUGGUUUUGAGAAGUGGAGUAGGGCACAUUUUCCUGGCAAUAGAUAUGAUAUGAUGACUAUAAAUAUUGCCGAGUCACUCAAUCCUAUGUUGAUAGACGAAAGGGAGUAUCCCAUGGCAUUAAUAUUUAAUUCGAUUGCUAAGAGGUUUAGAGAAUUGUCCAGGGAGAGGCAUGCAUAUAUCUUCAAAUCAAUGGGUAAUCAAAUGGUGCCUGCUGCCGAAAAACUUGUUGUCACGCCCUGA